AUGGCUGCUCCGUCCGUCGCUACCACUACCACCAUCACCUCCUCCUCCUCCUUCACAUGCCCGCCUGAGGAGCCGAUCACCAGCCCAGCCAACCUAGACGGCGUGGCUUACCUAUACGGACACCCCCUCCUCAAUUCCCUCUCGCCGCCACUACACCAGACCGUGUACAAUGCCUUGGGCCUGAACUGGAGACAGAUCCCACUGUCCAGCGUGACAGGCCAGUCCGCGACCUAUCCGCCGCCAUACACGCGGUCACCACCGAUCGAGAAAUUCCUCGCCUCGAUCAAAGCCAACCCCAAGUUCGUGGGCUCCUCGGUAACAAUGCCACACAAGGUGGCCAUCAUGCCGCACUUGGAUGACCUGACCGAGCACGCCCGGCAAGCUGGUGCCUGCAACACCAUCUUCAUGCGCACCGACCCAGCCACAGGCCACAAGUCCUACGUCGGCACCAACACCGACUGCGACGGCAUCCGCGAGGCCCUAGUGCAGAACGCUCCGGACCCAUCGCGCUUCCGUGGCCGUCCGGCCCUCAUCAUUGGCGGCGGCGGCACCGCCCGCACCGCAAUCUAUGUUCUGCGCCGCUGGCUCGGUGCAAGCUGCAUUUAUAUCGUGAAUCGGGAUGCCGUCGAGGUGGCUACUAUUCUUGAGGAGGACCGCCGUCGCAACCCGGACCCGAACGCCCACGCGCCUAUUAUCCAUGUCGUGGACCCCGCUGAGGCGGCACGUCUAGAGUCGCCGGCUGCGAUUGUGUCGGGCAUCCCUAACUACCCGCCCCAAACCCCAGAGGAGAUAAAUGCUCGUGCGGUCAUCCAGGCUUUCCUGGGCACAGCUGCCACCGCCGAGUCGCAGCAGGGUGUCAUUCUGGAGAUGUGCUACCACCCUGUUCCCUGGACCGAGAUCGCUCAAUUGGCCUCCACCGGUGGGUGGAAGGUGAUUCUCGGCUCGGAAGCUCUGAUCUGGCAAGGGCUGGAACAGGCGCGACUGUGGACCGGUGAAGACGUGGUUGGCACGCCAGACCUGGUGCAGCAAGUGAAGGAUGUGGUUACCAAGUCGGUGGCCGAGCGGGCAUCAAAAAAAUCCAGCCUUUGA
Messenger RNA from Penicillium lagena, 1089 nucleotides. RefSeq names its product shikimate dehydrogenase family protein. Gene Ontology annotation, molecular function: shikimate 3-dehydrogenase (NADP+) activity. Gene Ontology annotation, biological process: shikimate metabolic process; chorismate biosynthetic process. Bases 1 to 1089 code for a protein of 362 amino acids. The transcript has a single exon. The record is from RefSeq and is a predicted model, not a curated record. Lineage: Eukaryota; Fungi; Ascomycota; Eurotiomycetes; Eurotiales; Aspergillaceae.